AUGACUCUUCGUCCUUCGUUUGUCACUGCCGUGCUGUGCCUGUUGCCAUCUGUGUGCGCAUGGGGAAUCGCCGGACACCAGAUCGUUGCGACAAUUGCGCAGACCCAGCUCCAUCCCCUUGUGCGAGAACAGCUCUGCACCAUUCUGCCCAACUACACUCGCUAUCCCUCGCACUGGCCAACUUCCGAAGAUAGCAAGCCUCGCACGCACUGUCACUUGGCCGUACUUGCGGGCUGGCCCGACACGAUUCGCUCACGAUACCCUUGGAGUGGUCAGCUGCAUUAUGUCAAUCCAGUCGAUGACCACCCUCCCAGCCAAUGCCUUUACGGGGAAACUGGAUGGACUUCGCCAAACAAUGUACUCACCUCUAUGGUCAACUACACAUCGCGUGUCGUGACCGAAACCGGUUGGCAACGUGAUAUGGCACUGCGCUUCAUGGUUCACCUUUUUGGCGAUGCACAUCAGCCACUGCAUCUCACAGGGCGCGCUCGCGGCGGCAACGAUGUGUGGGUUCAUUUUGAGGGCAGAAAGGCGCGUCUGCAUACGGUGUGGGACACGCUACUUAUCGAUAAGCAGAUUCGCGAACUGUCCAACUAUACGACUCGUUUACCCUCGGGUCGCAUCGAGAGUGCUCUAGUCGGAGCACGGUACGACCCUUUAAUUCGAUUUAUCCUCAAAGAAGGUUUAGGGCAGCCUGCUUCUCGUGGUCAGGAAGGGGAUGCCUGGUGGAAGCAAGAGUCGUCUGGUUGGCCUGCCUGUCAAGGCCAGCGCUCAGAGAUCGGUGCGCUGACGCAAGAGUACGAAGGGCAGCUCGCGUUGUCCUCCAUAUCGGAGGAUCCGCAUCGAGUCGAUAAUACGGUUUUGCCUAUCUGUCCUUAUGAAUGGACUCGUCCUAUGCACUCACUGGUGUGUACUUAUGCCUUUGCCGCACCUGUGCCGGCUUGGGAGCCAGCACCUCCGCCUGGCCAAGGAGAACCGGAGCCUUCGCCAACGCCGGUGCCCGAACCCGAGCUGGACGUUCCAGAGUACGUUGGCCGCAUCGAACGAGACAAGGUCAUUCAUAAGCAACUCGCAAAGGCGGGUUUGCGCCUCGCUGCGGUGCUCAACACGCUUCUUCUGCCUGCUGAGGUUGAUUCCCUACGGUCAGCGUAA
This is a messenger RNA of Mycosarcoma maydis (corn smut), 1152 nucleotides long. RefSeq lists its product as uncharacterized. Bases 1 to 1152 code for a protein of 383 amino acids. Gene Ontology annotation, molecular function: endonuclease activity; nucleic acid binding. The transcript has 2 exons. NCBI's taxonomy places the organism in Eukaryota, Fungi, Basidiomycota, Ustilaginomycetes, Ustilaginales. Gene Ontology annotation, biological process: DNA catabolic process. The record is from RefSeq and is a predicted model, not a curated record.